Molecule: messenger RNA, 1380 nt
Organism: Seminavis robusta
Lineage: Eukaryota; Bacillariophyta; Bacillariophyceae; Naviculales; Naviculaceae
Source: the annotation of a GenBank genome assembly
AUGUUUGCCCACGCCAAAGCUGUUCGUGCCCUUGUUGCCAGGGGAAAGAAUGCCACUGACCAAUGUCUUUCUUCGUCUCAUUCGGGACCCCCCACUUCUGACCACUUGACGCCGAUGAUCUUUAACCGGGGAACAACCCAGCCCGUUCGUGAUGCUCUCUUGGCGGAUACCCGCCACUAUGAUCAGUUUAUGAUCAUUGUUGACAACAAGCCGGUCUUGUUUGCCAACCCGCAGCCCUUUGUCGACCCGGCUGGUCACACCUGGCUCAUUGGUAAUCUCUCUGACAAGAUUGGUGAGGUCGUCCCUGCCAAGAUUCCCUUUCGUUGGGCUCGUUCCCACUUCACGGCCCUGGCUCCUGGUUCCGUCAUUGAGAAGUUCAAGUUGACAACGUCUGAACAACAUCCCGAUGAUAUCUCUGGUCCUGCCCCGGCCGGUGGUACCCACGAAGAUGCUGAACCCCCAUCUACGGCCCGUAUUACUCUCGAGCCACUGAUUGUGGCGGGUUCUGAACCAGGUUUCUGUUUCCUCCCUUGCAUGUACCCCUGGCCCAAAGGCUUUCCCUUCCCCCAGACCACCGAUUUAAGUGACCCCACCCAAUUGGUUGACGAGUUCACACGUGAAGACCUCCUCCAGGUUUGGCUCCAAGGUGCCCGUUACUCGAUCCUCAAGAAUGAUGAAUUUGCUUUAGUUACGUCGUCUGCCAGGGACCAACACGACAUGGCUUGGUGCUCUAUUGGCCAGCGCAUUCAAACGGCCGAAGAAGAACGUCGUGAUUACGCACUUGAGGUUGCAGCAAUUGAAGCCGACCGUCGUGACACUGCCCGUCGUGAAUCGGGCCGCUAUGACUCUGACCAUCAUGACUCCGACCAUCGUCCUGAAGGCACUCCUCCGCUUCGCGCGGAUGAUCUCUUGACCCAGUUCGGCAAGCUCACGGAAACGUUGACCAAGUCCGUCUCCCGUCCAUCCAAGAAAGAUGAAGAACACGAAGAAUACUCCCAGGAAAUCAUUCGUCGAUUCUCGAUCAUGUAUGGUUCUGUCAUGAUCAACCCCCAUGAUGAUGGCCAGGAUUUCUUCCGCCCCGCUCUCCUAACCGGUACGGGCCUACCCAAAUCCAGCGCAUCAAGGCGGCAGGGGCUGCUCGCCACGUUCAAGGAACAAGUUGCUGCUGCUACGGAAAAAGCUGGUGCUAGCACAAAUUACUUGGAUGCCCAAGUUACGUUUACUCCAGCUCAAGCCAACUUCGCAUUGUCUGAGACAUACCGUAACUACAAUGUUGUCACGGACCCUGUUUCUAGCUCGACUGAGUCCGUUAAGCAGCAACGUUCUAUCUUCAACUUCUUAUCCCCCGACAUCUCCAACCCCCACUUACAAGGAGCUUGA